AUGGUCAUUUUAAACGGUCACCUGAAUAGUAGCACCAUGGACAGUUCCACUACCGACAGCAUCGCCGCUGAUGUUUUACGAGCCCCGCGAGCUCUGAAAGAUCUUCCGGAAUUCAGCAGGACUAGUCACACAAUAGUGGCAGUUUGUCUCGGAAUUAUUUUUGUCCUUGGCUUCUUAGGAAACUUUUGUGUACUUGUCAUUUUUGCGCGUUUUCAGGUCCUUUGGACGCCAAUUAAUCUCCUUUUGGUUAACAUUUGCGUGAGUGACAUGCUAGUGUGCAUAUUCGGCACUCCUUUCAGUUUUGCCGCCAGUAUCUACGGGAGAUGGCUCAUAGGCAUUCCUGGCUGUAAAUGGUAUGGCUUUGCCAAUUCAUUCUUUGGAAUCGUGUCCCUGGUGUCCUUCGCCACGCUGUCCUGGGAGCGCUACUCCACCAUGCUGUGCUGCUCCAAAGCGGACGUGUCUGAUUACCGCAAGGCCUGGCUGUCCAUCGGCGGCUGCUGGCUCUACUCGCUGGCCUGGACGCUACCUCCUCUCCUUGGCUGGAGCAGCUAUGGCCCCGAGGGGCCCGGCACCACCUGCUCCGUCCAGUGGCACCAGCGGUCGCCGGCCAACAUGGCCUAUGUCUCCUGCCUGUUCGUCUUCUGCCUGCUGAUCCCCCUGUUGCUCAUGGUCUUCUGCUACGGACGCAUCCUGCUGGCCAUACACGGGACAGCACGGAUCAACCCAACGUCGGCGCAGCGCCGCGAGACACACGUGCUGCUGAUGGUGCUGUCCAUGCUGUUCUGCUACCUGUUGUGCUGGAUGCCGUACGGCGUGGUGGCACUGGUGGCCACCUUUGGCAGUGACGCCACGCUCAACCCCACCACCAGCAUCAUCCCCUCCAUCCUGGCCAAGAGCAGCACCGUGCUCAACCCCAUCGUAUACGUGCUGUUUAAUAACCAGUUCUACCGAUGCUUCAUGGCACUGGUGCAGUGUGGGCCCAGCAGUGGGACCCACAGCUAUCUGCACACCCUCCAGAGCAGCCCAGCCCUGGCAGCCGGACACCCCAACGGCCUGCCCCUGAGUCCCCGCUGCACCCUCUCCAGCGUCCCCAACUCCCCCGCACGCCUGGAGGAGAAAACCCAGGCGCCUGCCAAUGACCGGCAUCAACAUCAUCAGCCGUGCCAGACGCAGAGGGACACGCACUCUCUGGUGCUGGUGGUACACUGUGUGCCAUAA
Messenger RNA from Engraulis encrasicolus (European anchovy), 1218 nucleotides. RefSeq names its product teleost multiple tissue opsin 3b (gene tmtops3b). Gene Ontology annotation, biological process: cellular response to light stimulus; visual perception; G protein-coupled receptor signaling pathway. The transcript is spliced from 4 exons. Bases 1 to 1218 code for a protein of 405 amino acids. Gene Ontology annotation, molecular function: G protein-coupled photoreceptor activity. Gene Ontology annotation, cellular component: photoreceptor outer segment; plasma membrane. NCBI's taxonomy places the organism in Eukaryota, Metazoa, Chordata, Actinopteri, Clupeiformes, Engraulidae. The record is from RefSeq and is a predicted model, not a curated record.